AGUUCGCGUUGUUCAGCGCCAGUCGAUUGUGGAAUAGUAGACCAGCUGACUGGAAUUGUCAUAAAUACACCAAAAAAAAAUGUCCCGGUCUCGUUCCAGUAGGGAUUCGUCGCGAUGGCAAUUGUAAGGGCCCCCGGCUUGUCGAUCAGCGUCAGACGAACUGUCUAGCGUCGAUCGAGACCCGUUCCUGGCCCCAAUUUCGGCAAGAGAUGGACGAACAGCCAUGGAUGGGAUGGGAGACGCAGUGUUGAACAAUGGCAGCUGUGACAGUUUGCCAUUCGAGCCGGAGAACCGUCUCGAGGAAAUACAAGACACCAUCAGUGAAACCAGUAAAGUUAAGAUCAACAGUAUCCUUAAAGAAGUUGAUACACUUACUCCAGUUGAGAAACUCUUAUUAUAUUUUAAAUUACCAACGGAAAAAAGUCUUGUUGAUCCAUUAAAGCAGCCCACCAAUCCAUUAGGAAGUCGUGUUGAGAUUAAUCUUACCAUACAGUGGAUUAAAACUCAUCUUGAAGAGGAUCCUGAUAUUUCAUUGCAAAAGAAAAAUGUUUAUGAUGAAUACACAUCAUAUUGUAGUGAAAAUCAGAUUAAACCACUUUCGACAGCCGAUUUUGGUAAGGUAAUGAAACAGGUCUAUCCUAGGGUUAAACCAAGAAGGUUAGGAACAAGGGGAAACUCACAAUAUUGCUAUUCUGGACUUAGGACAAGAAUUAAGUUGGGAACGCCUGGUCUUCCUGAUCUAUCUCAAAAACCACAAUCGACCGAAUUUACAAUAUGGAACGAUUCGGAUGUCUUUGCGGCCGUGUGGUGUAUCAUUAAGGAAUGGUCAGAAACAAAACUCGGGUCCAAGUUUAAUUCAUGGUUCAAUUUGGCACACUUUCUCGUCAAGAAUCAUUCAAUUGGAGCCGGGACGAAUGCUGCCUCUGUGAUCAUAUCUGCCAUUCAAAAUGAGCAGAACGGUGAUUUAACAAAUGCUGUGAAUAGUAACAGACACAAGGAAGCGAUAAGAAAACUUCAACAGAAAUGCGAGGGAAAAGAGCAAAAGCGGAAAUUACAAGUUCAGCAAGUAAAACAAGAACCAAAAUCGCGUUCAAAAAAACCAAAAGUAGUUUUGCCGUCGUCAACGUCAACAAGUCGAGGUUCAUCGCCAUCGUCAUCGUCGUCAUCGGCUGAAAACAAGCUGCAAAGUCCGCAAUUGCAAGGUCCGAAACAAGUCUGUGAUAUAGAUUUCCGGAACGGCGCGGCCGCAACUCAACAACAGGAUGCGACGCCACCGCUCCUGGCGGCCGUUUCGUUUCACAGGCCGCCGGCGGCUGUUGAAGGUAAAGUAGCAAUACCGCGCCUUCCAACCGCGUCAAAACAACAACAAUUACAAUCCCCGCCCGAUUCAACGGCGCCACGUUCCAAGAACAUGAAGUACAAACACAUCCAGCCGAAAUGUGAUAUGAGCACGUACAACCUGCAGCAGACAACCACUGUUAACGUCGCGCGUGGUUCUGCUGCGAACCACCGAUCUCAAGAAACUUUAGGAGGUAAGUUAAAUAGUAGAAAGUUAAAGAAAAGGGAGGAAACGGUCACCGCAAGUUUCCUUGAAGAUGACACGACGGAAUUGUUAUCACGGCAACGAUUAAUUAGUGUGGGAAAUUUGGAUAAGGACGCGUUGGAUGAAUAUUUAGGAAAAAAUAAUAGUCAAGAAACGGAAGAAGAAAUAAUGCAUUAUUAUGAAAAUUCAAGGUUCGAAGAUACAAAUAAAACUAUACAAUUAUCACAAUUAAGAUCACUUUUGGAGCAAUCAACAACUGUACAAGAUAAUAAUGCAAAUUUAAAAAGUAGUUUAAAGCAAGACGCUCCGGUUGUUUUACCGAAUUUUCAAGCGAGUUUGGGUCGACGUCGAGUUAGUUUUGAUCCGCAAUAUCCCGAAGAGGUCCCCCCAAGUCCGAAUACGCGUACUAAAAAUUAUUCUUUUACGCCAAUAUCACCUGGAUCAAAAUCUCCAAAAUCCUCAAGUGCAACUCCAAGUCCUUUUGUUAGUCCAAGAAAUACACCUUUACCAAGAGCAAGAGGUAAUUCUCAUCCUUAUCUUUUAACUAAUUCACUUUCCAAAAAACGAAAAAAUGUUAAAGAAUUCGACGUCACUCAAGUUAAUAUAAAUAUGCCAAUGUCAGCCCCUCCAAGUCCAAAAGUUGCGUUUUCACAUAACACACAACCUACAUUUACUUAUAAUGUAUCAACAAAUGUUCAAAAUGAUCAAUUAUCAGCUGAAGUUAGUAGUUUAUUUGAUAGUUUACCACCAGCUACAGAUCCAAUUUUAAUGAGAUCACAAUCUGUUCCAGUGAAUGUAGCUCAAAAUUUUAAUACAAUUCCGUUUUAUGAUUAUAAUUUUCACGAACAACUACAAACAACAACAAAUCAACUAACUUCAGAUCAAUUAACCUCAGAACAACUUACAAAAGAAUUAUCAACAAGUGAGCAUACUUUUGGGCCUGUUGAUAAUAUUUUAACAAAUUCGAUUGAUUUAAAUUCCUUGAAAAUAAAUCCGUCGCGUUCAGUUCCAAGUACUCCAAUUCCUGUUCAACAACCAGAACAUAUAAUAACAAAUGCGGAAGUAAAUUCGUAUUCAUCGAGAUCGUAUCCAUCGACACCGAUGACAAAUGAAACGUUUCAAUAUGGUGGAAAAACUAAGGAUUAUUUAUUAAACGGGCAACCGAUUAAAGAUAAAAAACCGGAUGAGGAUAUUGCUGGGUUGCCUUUAAUAGAUAUGGAGGGGUUGGAAAUUGGUCAUGGAUUGCAAGGAUUAGAUGCGAUCGACAAUAAAGAGGACGGUUUUUUUGUGCAAUUGGAUGGAACGGUAACCGGUUUUACGGUUAAACAAAACGAGGAAGACUUUGAGGGUAUCGAUGGUGAUUAUUUUAAAGGUGUUACUGAUGGAUAAUGAAAAAAAGUUCUUUUUUGUUUUGACUAAUUGAUAAGGAUAAUGAUGGUAAAAAACGUGAUAGACUUAAAAAUCAUGAUGAGGGUUGUAAUUUUUCUUCUUUUUGUUUUAAGAUGGGAAGUUUUAUUAAUUUUUACUUUCUUAUUAAUUUGUGUUUGAAAAA
Molecule: messenger RNA, 3095 nt
Organism: Onthophagus taurus
Lineage: Eukaryota; Metazoa; Arthropoda; Insecta; Coleoptera; Scarabaeidae
Biological process (GO): regulation of transcription by RNA polymerase II
Molecular function (GO): DNA-binding transcription factor activity, RNA polymerase II-specific; RNA polymerase II cis-regulatory region sequence-specific DNA binding
Source: RefSeq, a predicted model, not a curated record